Messenger RNA from Anisakis simplex (herring worm), 315 nucleotides. The record is from the annotation of a GenBank genome assembly. Lineage: Eukaryota; Metazoa; Nematoda; Chromadorea; Rhabditida; Anisakidae.
AUGACAAGCCCAAGUCCAAGCCCAAGCGCAGAGCCAGAAUCCAAACGGAGAGAGGUACUAGUGAAAUUAAUUGAAUCGAAGGGUGAUGAUGAGCAUGAUGGAAUACGGCUGCAACAACGAACCACCACUGCUUGUGUGAUUGAUCAUGAAACAGUCGAGGACGAGAACUGUGCCUCUUCGGCUGGUAUUGAGACGACGGGAGCCGAGGAGGAUUCCAUGCAAGCAGCAGCGAUUCGGCCCACGAAUCACAGAUCGGGUCCACAUCGAUAUUUUGUGGGUUAUAUCUUGAUCCUUAUACUAGUUGUUGAAUUUUGA